CAAGACAUGCGCUCAGGUGUCGUGUUUAAACGUGUUGUGCUAAAUUUAUCAUUAACCUAUACUUCUUUAUUUCGUGGAAAAAGUAGUUCCAAAUAUUUCUAUUUUCGAAACGAAAUGAAUUAGGAAAACAGUUAAAUACUGAAAAUUGGACUUAAGAAGUCGGAUUCAUUAAGCAAUUACAAUGAAUGAAGGGUCUGGAAAUCAGUUACAAGAUGUGGACGUCGAAGAAGAAAAUGCUGCAUUGUUUGAUAAGAUUAUUAAGCUCCUGAAAAGAUCAGAUCGAAAAAAAAAUGCUGAAGUGAUUAUGUUGAUUGGCAGGAUCGGAGCAGGCAAGAGUGCUCUAAUAAAUACCAUUCAAAAAGUAUUAACCGGAGAAUACUAUCCGAUAGCUCAAAUGGGAAGCGGGAAGGCACAGUCUGUUACUCUAGAUUUAGAAAGACAUGAUAACUGCGGCAUUUCUUUGGAACAUUUAGAAGAUGAAGAUCGCAGACAUACGAAAAUAAAGGAAAUAUUUCCCAAACUUCCACAUAUUGUCGAUUGUGCUGGAUUAGGAGACGUGGAUUCUCCACAGUUACGAGAGAUAUUGGAACUACUAAUUGGAGGAUUUAUACCACCAGACACAAAUAUUGGAUCUUUGGAAAAGCAACAGAAGGAAAAUGGGGUCGGGUGUCUAAGUAAACUAUUUCCGACAGCAAACCCUGCUUGGAUGGUAACAAAGGUUGUCUUCAUGCAAAGCUGCAGAGAUCAAAUACCUAAAAAUCUCAUUGAAUGCCUGACAGGAAUCUUGAAAAUAACAGAUUAUUAUACAUGUAAAAGAAAAUAUACUCCGGAAGUUUUCUUACUUCUCACUAAAUAUGACCUAGUUGAAGGCCAUACUGUGCACUUUUCUAAUACCAAUGACGAAGGCAGCAUGACUCUUGAGGAAUUUGGGAUAUUCGAAGAUAAUAUUGCUCAAGAGUUUAAUAUAGUUGGAGCACUUAAAGCCAACAGAAUCCGCUGGGCCAGUUACUCUGACAGAAUACAGGGUGAUAACCAGUAUAUAGAGAACAUCGCUCUGAAGUUUCUGAAACGAAUGGUACAGCCUGGACCUCCAUCACAUAAGCCUUCAAAACCUGUGGUCGGCGUCUCAACAACUAUUCAACUGUUCAUCUUCAGAAUAGGCAACAAGUUGAAACGAUUCUUUUUACAAGACGUGCAUCUCAACAUCUCACCGGCGUUGGUUGUAUUACUGAUCGUGUUUGCCGUGGUAAUCGCUAUGCUGUAUAAGCUGUUGUCAGUUAAACCAGAAGUUAAAACAUAGUUAAAUACAGUGAACAAAAACUUGCCUGACCAACAUUGACGUUCACUUGCGGUUCAUGUAAAGUAACCACUCAUAAGUAGAAUUAUAUAUGUUUGUGUCAUACAUAUACUUUGAUGAGAAGAGGUACUGGAAAAACUUUUGAUGUAAAUAGUUUGCGUGUAUCAAGACAUCGGAUCAAAGAACCUAUAUUUCAAAUGUUUCUUUCUUAUUGUGUAUAUCUGAUUAUUGAAAAUCUAAAAUCCUUGCAAGCGCAUGAACCUGGGGAAAUUUUGGAACAUCGUCUGUACCUUGCACUACCCGCUUCACUACAAUUACUUACAGUUUCUGUAAAAAUCGCUAUGUUUGUGUAUGUGGCAGCAACUAUUAAAAAACUUACAAUACAACUUAAAUAUGCUACUAUGGGAACAAAUCUGAUGUGCGGUAUAAGUCAUAAAGAGUUCAUAUAACAGUGAUACAUAUUUUCCAGGUAAUAACAUGCAUCCACUAUUUAUUACACCACCUAUAAAUGAAAACAAUGCCUGUAACGAAUAGCAUCAAAAACAUUGCUGUUUAUAUAAUUCAUGUUAGUUUUUGCUGAAGUUACAUGUACUACAAUAUUUUCAUAUUUGAGUCUGUAUUCAGAUGUGUCUUUGUAAUAUUUAUUUGAUAAGACCUUUAAAAAAACAUACCUAGAUUUAUCCCUAGAAACUUUGUAUUUAGUGCUUCUCUUAUACCAAAUGCCGUGCUGCAGGAAUGAAUCUUAUCUUGAUAUACUAGAUUUUAAGAAAAAUAGAUAUACUUUCAGUGCUUUAUGAAUAUCUUCACAGCCAAUAAUGAUUGAGCAAGGUCUUUACUUUGGUAUAGACAGAGACAGGAGAUUUUAUUAUUGCAACAUUUUUGUUGAAAAUGAAUGUCAUUUAAUAUUUAUAUGUCCUUUGUAGAAAAUACAUACCGAGAGCAUUCUAUGAAAAUCAAAUAUAAUCAUAAGUUUAAUAUUUUGUUGGCUUUCAAAAAUGAAAGUAUUAUUACAAAUAUUGCAGUUUAUUUAUAUAUAAAUGUUUAAAAGUUACGUUUGUCUCAGAAAGAUACAGUUUAAAUGUAUGCUGUAUGUUUUACAUAUGCCAUAACUUUUGUAUCUAUAUUUUAUAUAAUUUAUAUUUUAUAAAAGCAUUAUUUUCAUUAUAGCUAGAGCCUGGUACAAUACUUCUAUUAAAUGGCGGCAGUCUCAGAGUAAUGUAUGAAUGAGUGGCUAAAAGGCGCUCCUUUACCAUUCAAAGCUGGAUGUUGACUUUCAAAACUUUGCCUUUACCUAAUUAGGGUUUAAACCAUUCAAUGGAAGUAAAAUUCUUUUAGGCGAGGUAACAAUACAACUGGUUUAAUGAAGAUUAUUGGUUCUACUCAGGCAUCUGCCCAUGCCUAAUAUGGCGGUCACUCGGACUUUUCAUUACCAUUGAAAGCUGAAAAAUUGCCAUAUUUCUAAAAUGUUUUGGUGUGACAUAAACCCUUGAACAAAACAACAUUUUAUGGCUCAGUCCCUGAUCACAAUCUUACGUUGUACAUAUAUGUUUUAAGUUUAACAUCACAUCGAUACAGUGCAGGAUAUAUGGCAACAUUCUAUCUGUAACUGUUGAGGAAGAAACACGUGCCUUUUUGUGCAUGGGUGGGCACCUGGUAGAACCGCUGCCCUUCCGGAAGCAGGCUGGAUGAUUCACGUAAAUUAUCUACAUAGAACUGGAUAUUCAAUUGGUAUGUCAAUCACAUCCUUUUAAAAUGAAGAAAAAGUUCAACCUUUACCGGACUAAGCUGAAUGAAAUAUGAUUACAAAAGAGGACCAAUGGCGUUGAAUGUAGGAGAAUAAAGUAAAUUACCAAUGUAAAACUCGGUAAUGUUCAGCCAGAGUAAUGUUUAGAUAAAAAUGAGAAUAUUUAUUCAUAUCAGCAUAUAUAUGUAUAGUAAACCUUUUCCUAAUUUCAGAAAUUUCACAACUAGAGACGCAUUUGAGAUGUCUUUGCUACCAUUUCUUGAUACCACAAGAAAUCAAAGAAUUGAAGGCACUUCAGUUCAGCUCUGUGACAUUUUCUUUCGUAGAUUCAACUCUAGUCUCAUCUGUUAGGCGACAUUUAAUUCAAGAAAAAUUUAAACCAAAUUGAUAAAUACAAUAUAGCCGUUAAGCUGUCUUUGUCAAACAAAUGUUUACAUGUAUUUAAUUAAGUGGUCAAAACUAAUGCACUUUUACCUCAAGAAAAUUUUAUAAUAAGGCCGUGUUGGGUGGUUGUAAUACUCAAGUUCCCUAUUUGCAACUGUUAAUACUCAGUUGUCUCAAGAUUUUGGAUAAAAUGUGACUGAAAUCAUCAAAUCACGAAAGAAUACGUACCAUUAAUGUUUUUGUGUGUGAAAAAUAUGACAUUUUUUAUAUCUAAAUUUAGAUGCAAACAUGUUACACCAACAAGUUCAUAUGCUUAAAUUUGCCUAUUAGCAAUUCUUGUUCGUGUAAAGCUGUAGAUAGUUUUUAAAGUCAUAUCCUACUUAAAGUAAUUCAUAACUGUUCAAUGACAUGCUAAUUCACAUUGCUUUCUACAACAGUAUCCCAAUUUAUGACACUAUCAUAUUUUAUUGUUGUAGGCUUCCAGUAUUAGAUUUUGGAAACACUGUACUCUUACAUGUUACGAGUGCUCUAGCUGAAGUGACGAUGUUCAAAUGAUAGGAAAAUCUGACAACAACUCUAAUCUCAUCACCAUAUUUUGUGUUUUCAUAGGUAUGCAUUGCAGCAGGAACCUUUGCUACAUCAUGUCAAUUUUGAUUUAAAAUACAAUGUCUUUAAAUAAUUGA
Molecule: messenger RNA, 4108 nt
Organism: Mercenaria mercenaria
Lineage: Eukaryota; Metazoa; Mollusca; Bivalvia; Venerida; Veneridae
Exons: 5
Coding region: 182-1300 (372 amino acids)
Source: RefSeq, a predicted model, not a curated record